Messenger RNA from Paecilomyces variotii, 1605 nucleotides. RefSeq lists its product as hypothetical. Gene Ontology annotation, molecular function: NAD binding; oxidoreductase activity, acting on the CH-OH group of donors, NAD or NADP as acceptor; magnesium ion binding. The transcript has 4 exons. NCBI's taxonomy places the organism in Eukaryota, Fungi, Ascomycota, Eurotiomycetes, Eurotiales, Thermoascaceae. The record is from RefSeq and is a predicted model, not a curated record. Bases 304 to 1410 code for a protein of 368 amino acids.
GUUAACAUGGACUGUAGAAGCCAAGAAUGGCUAAAAGAAAGGCCUAUUUAUUUUGGACCGUCUGGGGGAAACUCGCUUGAAAGUUUAUGCGGGGUAACACUUUCGCUGUUGCUCCGAUGCUCCCCGCUUCGUCCGGUGCUCAACCGAUGGGAGAUCUUGCAGCCGUGGGCUGAAUCCUACAUAUUCUUUGGUGUAGACUAAAUCUAAUAUAAAUUCGAUCAGAUAAGUUAAAGAUCUCGUCUUAAAACUAAUCACAAUAUCUAUGUAACACGUUGCCGUGUGAAAACUUCAUUGGCCGGUAUCAUGUCUCCAGGCAAGGUUGACUCUCGAUCUUCAUACAAGAUCGCUUCGAUCCCAGCAGAUGGGAUAGGUCCGGAAGUGAUCUCUGCCGGAAUCACCGUCUUGCAGAAGCUAGCAGACACUCUUGGCACCUUCGAUAUCACAUUCGAGCAUUUUGACUGGAGCAGUGAUUAUUACAAGAAACAUGGGAGGUAUAUUCCGGAGGGAGGCCUUGAAACUCUCAAGAAGUUCGACGCGAUCCUCUUCGGGGCUGUAGGCGCACCAGAUGUCCCGGAUCAUAUCUCCCUGUGGGGCUUGCGACUGGCCAUUUGCCAGCCAUUUCAGCAAUAUGCAAAUGUCCGACCCACGAAAGUAUUCAAAGGCACAGAGUCACCUCUUCGAAAAUGUAAUGUUGGCGAUCUUGACUGGGUCAUCAUCCGUGAGAAUUCAGAAGGAGAGUAUGCAGGCCAGGGUGGCCGAAGCCAUGUUGGGAAGCCAUGGGAAGUUUCGACGGAGGUUUCUAUAUUCACUCGACAUGCUGUUGAACGUCUAAUGAAUUUUGCAUUCGAGACGGCCCGCAGUCGACCAAAGAAGCAUAUCACAGUUGUGACGAAGAGUAAUGCCCAGCGCAAUGGUCUGGUGAUGUGGGACGAGGUGGCAGCGCAGGUAGCGGCCAAGUUCCCAGACGUUCACUGCGACAAGAUGCUUGUGGAUGCAAUGACUACGAGGAUGGUCCUUAAGCCAGAGAGUCUGGAUACUAUCGUUGCUACGAAUCUACACGCCGAUAUCCUCUCCGAUCUUGCUGCCGCACUGGCAGGAUCCAUUGGAAUAGCACCCACUAGCAAUCUCGACCCUACGAGGGAGAACCCGUCCAUGUUCGAGCCAAUACAUGGAUCGGCUUUUGACAUUACAGGAAAGGGAAUAGCAAACCCCGUGGCUACGUUCUGGACGGCAUCUGAGAUGCUAGCUUGGCUUGGAGAAAAGGAAGCUGCGAGACAACUCUUGGACUGCGUCGAGUCUGUCUGUGAAAAGGGCAUUGUGACACAAGACUUGGGUGGGAAGAGUACCACGCUGGAAGUAACAAAUGCAGUAUGUGAAGAGAUUGAAAAGGUGCUGGGCGGAAGAAAAUAGAAAACUACGAUCGGAAUAGAUCGUUUUCGACUAACUCAUUGUCCUUGUACAAGACAGUCACUAAGUGAGCAGAUUCUUUACCUUAUCUUAGCCUAAAGAGAGUUGCGCGGAUCCGGAUACUCUCAUAUUAGAAAGAUGAUAAGCAAGUAGUGUAGCCUACGAUGGUUCUCAGGAUAGAUCCUGACGAUAAUAAGG